AUGGGAGGUGCUCCGUCGAAUUACACCGAAGACGACAUGGACUCACAGGCGCAGGCCAGAAUGAUACCUUGCCAUGACAGGAGCAGCUCCGACGAUCCCCGUGACACCAGUGCAAGAAUGCUGUCUAGCACUGCUCUCGAUCCAGCCACAGCCACGGGCAGCUCAGAAAGCCUCUUUCACACUGCCCUAGACUCGCUACCAACGCAGGGAUACAGCCAUUCCUCUUCGUCAUCGACAGCGUCAUCAUCUUUAUUUCACUCUGCUCUAUCUUCAACUCCUGUGCCGGACAUCGCUAGUAUCAAUAGCGGUGAAUCUUGCGAGAACAGCGGCGGCGGCGGCAGCAGCACCACCACCACCAACAACAACAACAGCAGCAGCAGCAGCAGCAGCAGCAGCAGCAGCAGUAGCAGCAGCAGCAACAACAACGACAGCAGCAGCAGCUGCAGUAGCGACAGAGGCAGCAGUAGUAGAUGCAGUAAACGCGGCAAGAGCUGCGGAAGUAGCGGCAACAACAGUGACAGCCGCUAUAGCAGCACUAGCAUUGUUCACACGUACCUGAAAUCAACUGGGAGCACGAAAAAUGCGGAUAAUUCAGUAUCAUCGUGUGGCGCCGUAGGCUCCCAACAGCAAGCUAUCGGAAAUCUUAUUCCGUCAAUAUCGCCCCAGCCUAACACAUCUGCUGAUGACACUCCGCACACAGCGCAAAGCAAAAGCUCCGAGUCCGCAGAAGCAAGCACCAAGGCAGGAUAUAUCCAGUCUUCUUCGGUGGAUUCAACUGGGCCUUCGACAGCCGAGUCAACUGAGCUUUCAUCGGCGGAUUCAACCAGUCUUUCAACGCUGGAUUCAAAUGAGCUUUCGUCGGCGGAUUCGAUUGAGUCUUCGACGGCGGAGUCCACUGGGCCUUCGACGCCGGAUCUCAAUGAGUUUUCAGCGGCGGAGUCACCUGGGCCUUCCACAGUGGAUUCAACGGAGCCUUCGACGGAGGAGUCACCUGCUGUACUGUCACCGAACGAUAUCGGCUUGGCCAACACGUUGUGCACAGCAGCUGGGUCGACUUCCAAUAACCAGGCUUCAGACACGACGAACGCAAACUCCACACCGGGUCCUAAUUCACCCACUGCUGGGCACGAAGUUUCUGAGUCCGCCUCGUGUCCAUCCCUGGAUGAAUUUGUGCCUGCAGCAACUUCCACGCAGAUAGGAUUUUCUUCACUAGACCACUCAGCGGAGCUAAGCUCACUGUCUCCCGUCCAUGGUGACGCUGACCCAGGCAGGCACACGCAGGCACAGAACACACAGUGUGUAGCAAAUGGGGAUAACAGUAACGCUGAUAAGUCAGGCGUGAAUACCAGUAACAGCUCAGCGAGCGACACCGGGUCUGCUAAGGACAAAGCAGCACAAGGCACCGUUCAACCGUCGUCACAUGAACUGGCGAGCAGCUCUGACAGUAGCACUGGGGCGAGCAGCUCUGACAGUAGCACGGAGACGAGCAGCAUGUUUCAUACAGCACUCGACAGCCUGCCCGCCGCCGACACGUCUGGCAGCAGCGGCAGCAGCAACGCAUCGUUCGUCACAGCUCUCACUUCACUCUCGGUUGACUCUAUUGGACUGCCCGUGGGUGCAUCAACGCAAACCUCCAGCGGAUCAGCGGCGGUCGCGCCUUCCUCCGGUAGUAGUAGUAGUAGCCGAAGUAAAAGCAACAGUAGCAGCAGCGAUGGUCCAUCUGUCACCAACGCGCAAUCGCAGAAAUCCCCUGCUAAGCCCGCCCGUCCUAGCCCAGCCAAGCCAAGGGUAGGAGGUGGUGGCGAUCAGGAGCCGUAUCAGGUAUUAACUCUUGAAGCAGAUGCGAGCGUGAUACUUACGGUUUCCGCCCCGCUAGCCAGCGUCACUAUCAUCGGCCAGCAACCAGGCCCGGGCAAGGAGGAUGCUGCUUGUGAUAGAACGGUGACAUCGCCGAAAUCACCAGGUCUCUGGGAUACUGUAAAAUCUGCGGUGAGUGGUGUUUUCCGGAAGAGCGGCAAACCAAAGCAAAGCGAUAAUGCAUCGCAGCCGCCACAGAAAAAAGGGCUGAAGAAGGCAGCAAACGGCUGGCCGAUUCUAGGUUGGCUAGUUCAGGCACUGCGGCCUCAAGGUACAUCACGUAAGGAGGAGGCUGAAGCGAAGUCCAAAGGCACACCCCAGAAAAAGGACGCUGAAGUGAAAGGGAAAGGAACACGACACGAGAAGGAAGCUGAAGCGAACGGAAAGGGCACAACACAAAUGGAAGCUGAAGGGAACGGAAAUGACACACCACAGAAAACGGAAGCGGCGGCAAAGGAGAAAGGUGCAGCACAUGAGGAGGAAGCUGAAGCGAACGGAAAGGGCGCAUCACAACAAAAGGAAGUUGUAGCCAAAGGUAUUUCGAAAAAAACAGUGGCCACAGCUGAAGUCAAGUCUGGUCGUCGCUUUUCGAGAUAUUAUCGCGUCCUGCUUCUUUUCUUUGCCUAUUUCGUCCUGCUGUUGUUACUGCAGCACUUCGUCUUGGGAGAGAGCAUGGGACAGUAUACACCAUUGCAUGCACUGCUCGCGACUAUAUUUGGAUAUCUGAUCUCGAAAUUCUAG
This is a messenger RNA of Sycon ciliatum, 2598 nucleotides long. RefSeq names its product serine-rich adhesin for platelets-like. Lineage: Eukaryota; Metazoa; Porifera; Calcarea; Leucosolenida; Sycettidae. The record is from RefSeq and is a predicted model, not a curated record. Bases 1 to 2598 code for a protein of 865 amino acids. The transcript has a single exon.